AUGCGAAAUCAGUUGCCCAGCUCACUUCACAAUGGUAUGAUGAAUUAUUUGAGUGAUCUUGAGUGGAAGCAAGUAUUGGAUAGUUUGCAGCAAGGAUUGUGUUGCUGUGGCGCUAACAAAUAUGCAGAUUGGCUCCACACACCAUGGAUACAUGUUGAUUUUCUGCGUGAAAACUCGCAUACUGUUCUAAGAUACAUGAGAGUGGAUGGUCGUGCUCUACCACCUGUGCUACCAUCGUCAUGCUGCAAUCCGUUUUCUCCCACACCAUGUCUCCAUGAUCCCUUGCAGCAGCAGCGGUCACUUUCUGUGUGGCGUGAUACUCCCCAGACAGCAAUUGACACAGUAUUUGACAAAGGCUGUCUUGAUCUUAUUUUGCAGCCAAUGGUUGAAUUACUUACUGCCAUACCAAUUGUCAAUGGCUGCUGUAUUGCCCUCCAGCUUAUUUCAGGCAUCCUGCUGCGAUACAUUUACACUUCAGCAAGGAACAGUGUUUUAGUUGGAGAUCCAGGUGGUAAAGCUUAUGGAUGGAUAUUUGGCAGAGGAGAUUGCCGUUUUGCCCUAGGGUCAAGUUUACUGGAUAUUGAUAAGAAAAGAGCUGCAAAGCAGAAACCCUCAGGAAACAGUGGUCAAGAAAGUAAGGAGAUUGGUCCAAGACGGCAUGAAUGA
Messenger RNA from Schistocerca serialis cubense, 666 nucleotides. Its product is annotated as photoreceptor outer segment membrane glycoprotein 2-like. Bases 1 to 666 code for a protein of 221 amino acids. The transcript has 4 exons. The record is from RefSeq and is a predicted model, not a curated record. Gene Ontology annotation, cellular component: membrane. NCBI's taxonomy places the organism in Eukaryota, Metazoa, Arthropoda, Insecta, Orthoptera, Acrididae.